AUGUCUCUUAAUCUUGGUGUGCAUUAUGGCUUUGCUGGACGCUAUCAGCUAUGGAGUUGCAGUACAUCUCAAGGUCUAAAAUGGAACAAAGUAGACAUAACCGUCCAACUUAUUCAUUUUGAUCCUGUAGUUAAUGUAUACAUCGAUGCUUCAGUUAGUGGAGAUGCAACAAUCGCCAUUGGAAACAUAGCAAAGGCUGGAGACGGUUCUAAGGAGAAACAAUGCCAAUCAAGAUUUGGGAAUCCGACAACGUCGUUAGAAUUCUCUACCACUCGACGAAUACCACCAGGAGGUACUACAUCAACAUUUGUGAGCAGUAGUGGUAAGCCUAUUAGUAUAUUGAACACAAACCACCACUCGAAACCGACCAUAACGACUGAUAUCCUUCAAGAUAGAAAUUAUGGGACAACAGAUUCGAACGGCAAAAAUAACAGUGUAAAAACUGAUGAAUGGUCGCAACAAAAAAGUCAUAAAUUUAAAAGAGGAGCAGUUAUUGGAGCUUCAGUCGCUGCUGGUGUUCUUGUGGUAGCUUUGACUGUAUUUAGUAUUUUUAUGUUCAAACGGAACAAAAGAAUGUGGAAUAUACAAAAGGCAACAAACCACGAAAUUGAAACGCCUUAUAAAGGUUUCGUAAAUCAGUUGGGAAGCUGA
This is a messenger RNA of Acanthosepion pharaonis, 651 nucleotides long. NCBI's taxonomy places the organism in Eukaryota, Metazoa, Mollusca, Cephalopoda, Sepiida, Sepiidae. The record is from the annotation of a GenBank genome assembly.